AUGGAACACAUUUUAGAGGCCGUCCGUAUGAACGCCGAUCGCCUGACUGGUAUGUUCAAACCUAAGAAGCAGGCAUUAUUCGCGCGGCAUGCAGAGAUAUUCGCAAAAAUAGACUUGGAUGAACACGGUAUGCCCAAGUCCGAUGAGACUACGCCGACUGUGACCACUGCUCCUGUUGUUACUUCUACUUUAGCAACCUUUCCUGCGAUCACUACGCCUACUGCGGCAGAAUAUUACGUGGCUACCCCUGCUAUGUCUUACCCUACCUUAGUUGCCCCUACCGUGGUUGCCUCUAACGUGGCUGUUCCUAGUAUGGCUGUACCUGUUGUAGCUACCGGAAAUAUUAUGGGUACAAACUAUUCUCAAAUGGCAAAUUGGCAGAAUGAUAAGGGGGCCGUCGUCUUGGAGAAGGAAAGCAAGAUCAGGACAGCAAACUGCAGAGCUUUGCGACAGCAACAAAGGCAUAUGUUGACAACCAAGAAGCGUAUAGAUCAACAUCGAGCACAGAGGGCUCAGGGGUUUCGCCUUCAUGGACAAGAGGAUGAGACCGAAUCUUCGCAUCCCCAACCAGUGAAUUCGCCGGCUCCCGAACUAAAGCUCGCUCAAGACAUGUCCUUUUAUGAAAACCAAACAUAUAAAGAGAGCCAUGCUUAUGUUCAGGAACGGCUUACAAAUGUUCUUGGUGCAGAGCGAAUGAAGUUCCAGCUGCUCCCUUCCGGCCACAACCCUAUUGAUCCUGUUAUUGCCGAACACAACCAGCGAAAAAUUACUAAUAGUAUACUUGACCAGUGGGAAGCCUACAAGGUCCAGAUGCGUCGGCAGGAGGAGGAGCGAAAGCGCCAAGCCCAUGAAGAAGAGGUCAGGAGAUUUAAAAUACAGACUCUCCUUGAUCACUACCGCCAACUAUACAUUAAUCGCUUGGAACAGCUAGCUCUCUAUGGCCGUGAUCUAGUUAUGGGUAUCGGAUAUAUCGAGGCUGCUCUAAUGGCUGGUGGCCUGUAUGAGGCGGCCAACGUCAUGCAAGACAUGACCCAUCAAGUCCUUCUUCCCAUCCAUACCCUGCUCCAGAAAUUCAACAGAGAGAUACCACUGGAAGAGGUUGGUGCUGAAAAGCUGAAAAGCGUGUGGCCAAUGGAGGGUCUUGUGGCUGUUUUCGAGUUUCUGCGGGGCGAGCCUCAUCUUCCGCCUGAGGCUAUUGAUAUGAUGCAGGGGAUCCAGGUCAUUUGCACAGCGCUCAACAAUCCGACGCCUUUCCAGGACCCACUUGCUCCCAAACUAAAUUUUAACAAUACCUCGAAUUUUACCCCACAGCAAAUUGUCCCUGCAGCGAAGUCCUCUCCAUCUGAAGGACUUUCAGUCAUUGGCGCUGCAUCAGCACCUGCUGGCAGUGGUUUCUCCAAGCUUCUUCCCGCGACUGCUCAAAGUGUCAAGCAAGAACAAAAUAGAGAGCCCGGAUCUACAGGUAGUGGCUUCGCGAAACUCAUUGCUGCGACCUCCGAGAAGUCGAACAGCACCCGAGAAACGAGUUCUGACACUGCUCAAAACGUCCCUCCAAACCCCAUCCCCGAGACCAACCUAUUACCAGCUCACGCAGCCCGAACUGCAGUUCUGCAAUACAUUGCAACCGAAAACCUCUACUUCGAGAGCGAAGUCCAAGACUUGAUUAGGAACAACACUGUCGUGGGCAUCCACCGCCGCCAGGCCUCCGAAUGCCUCAAGGAGCUGAUUGGGCUAGCCAACGGCGAAGAAGGCUUUCUCGGAGACAUGGACGCUGGUAAUUAUAGGAUGCAAAUCGAGACGUGUGUUACCAAGAUUAACACUCUGCCGACCAACCCGCGACUGAACAGGGAUACGCAGGCGCUCAAGAAGUUGUGCGGAAACGCUUUGAAGCUCUGGAGUGUGCAUGCGAAGUAG
Molecule: messenger RNA, 1914 nt
Organism: Bipolaris maydis ATCC 48331
Lineage: Eukaryota; Fungi; Ascomycota; Dothideomycetes; Pleosporales; Pleosporaceae
Source: RefSeq, a predicted model, not a curated record